AUGGAUAUUAAUGAAAAAUCACCUGUAGCUGUUGUGAUGAUGGUGGUGGGACAAUUUCAACACUACCUGGCCUUGUUGAAAAGCGAGAGGAACAGCAGGGAGGUCCUCACAGUGAACCAAGGGAAGAGGCUGGAGAUGCUGCUGCAAUCAGCUUACUUCUUCCCUAGCGAUGGUAAAUCGAGACCAUUAUUUGUGUGUGUUAAUUUCAUUUCAGGGGGUCAUGCUAAUUAUCACUGUAGAAGAAUCACAUCUAAGCGUACCAUCUUAAUUGCAUUCAUUAUUAUCCUCCCCUUCCUCAUCACCAUCAUUGUUCUUGCUGUCCUGAGAGGGGUGAAAUCCAACCAGACUUCCCCUGAUGUGAAUUACUCUGCUGUUUUGGGACCAGCGUGCCCAACUGGCUGGAUUGUCUAUGGAGGGAAGUGUUACUUUUUCUCAGAAGAAAAAAGAAACUGGGCUUCUGCCCAGCGCUUUUGCAUUUCCCAGGGCUCUUCUCUGGCUAAGAUUCAGAGUGAGCUGGAAAAGGUGUUCAUGUUCCGGUUCAAGGGCGACGCUGACCAUUGGAUUGGUCUCCGGAAGGACUUCAAUGAUACCUGGAUAUGGGCAGAUGGGUCAGAAUACAGUAACAGGUGAGUCCUUGUUCUUCUCCGAAUUGGGACUAAGCAGGAGGCAUGCUGUGUAC
This is a messenger RNA of Podarcis raffonei (Aeolian wall lizard), 679 nucleotides long. Its product is annotated as C-type lectin domain family 2 member D-like. Bases 1 to 630 code for a protein of 209 amino acids. The record is from RefSeq and is a predicted model, not a curated record. NCBI's taxonomy places the organism in Eukaryota, Metazoa, Chordata, Lepidosauria, Squamata, Lacertidae. The transcript has 6 exons.